Messenger RNA from Diuraphis noxia (Russian wheat aphid), 1494 nucleotides. RefSeq lists its product as uncharacterized. The record is from RefSeq and is a predicted model, not a curated record. Lineage: Eukaryota; Metazoa; Arthropoda; Insecta; Hemiptera; Aphididae.
AUGGGAAAUCUUGGUUUACCACGAGUGCGUAUGUACUGGGAGCCAAAAUUCGCCAUCCCAUUAAUUUCGGAAAAUAUGAUUUCAAAUAGAUUUUUUAAAUUGAGAAAUAAUUUACAUUUUAUAAUCGAUAUAGACCCGAAUACUAAUGAUAGGUUUUGGAAGGUGAGGCCUUUAUAUGAAGCUAUACGAAAAUAUUGUGCUAGUUUACAGCUAGAAUCAACAUUCAGUGUUGAUGAACAAAUGGUCCCUUUUAAGGGACAAUUAAAUGUAAAACAAUAUAUUCAAAACAAACCAACCAAAUGGGGCGUAAAAUUAUUUUGUUUAUGUGGAAUAUCAGAAAUGAUUUACGAUUUUAUAAUUUAUCAAGGAUCUACCACGGAAAUUAGGCCAGAAUAUUCUCAAUUUAGACAAAGUGCAUCUUUAGUAAUGCAGUUAUCCGAAAGAAUUAAUGUGCCCAACUGUACAUUAUUUUUUGAUAACUAUUUUGGCUGUUUGAAUGGUGGAAAAAUCGAAAUAUUUAUGCUGCCGGUACAAUUAGAGUUGAUGAAACCCCCAUUUACUACCGAUAAAGAAAUUAAAAAACACCACAGUAGAGGCUACAUGGAAAAUUUAAUUUGUAAUACGUCUGGAGUGGUGUUAACAAAAUGGUAUGAUAAUUCAAGUGUAGUUCUGGCUUCAAAUUUUUGUGGUAUAGGACAAGUUGACCAAUGUCGACGUUAUGACAAAAAAAAUAAAAAAUACUGGACUUUACGCCUCAUAACUCAUGGAAUUGAUAUAGCUGCAGUGAAUUCAUGGAUUGAGUAUAAAAAAGAAGCAAAAUCUUUAGGACUUCACGAAAAAAAAAUCCUAGAUCUUAUACACUUUAGACAGUACUUGGCUGAAGCGUUAAUUUUAUCAGGUAAACCCGUUACAAAAAAAAGAGGUCGUCCUGGUAAUAGUUCGUCCACAUCUAUUUCACCUUCAUCAACACCAAAAACUAAACAGCAACGACCAAUUAAUGAUGUGCGAUUUGAUGAUAUAGGACAUACACCAGUAUUCCUGGAUAAGAAAGAGGCUGGAAGAUGUGAGAAUUAUGGUUGUAAAUCUAAAACGUAUCAUUUUGGUAAAUCCAAAAUAACAUGGAGAUGUUCAAAAAGGUCCUCCUUUAAAUGUAUGGGAGAAUUAUAUACUAACGUUCAAAAAGAAGACCCUGUAUUGAAGUUCAAUCAUAACCACUUAGGAGAUAGUGAAAAGGUAGRUGUGGAAAAAGCACUAUGCAUUAUGAAAGAACAAUCAAAAAGUGGCCUAUCUAAGCCACUAGAAGUAUAUGCAGAAGGAAAGGAAUUGCUAAAUGAGUGGUGCACUACAGAUCAUCCUGAGUAUGAAAAUCUUUUAAUUUUUGACAAUGGCUUUGAUUCUGAACAAAGGAUUUUGAUUUUCGGCACUGUAGAAGGUAUGAACAAUUUAUCAAAAUCCAGUACUUGGUAUUUAGAUGAAUUAACAACUUACUUCUAA